AUGACUACCGAGCUUAGGGAUCUCUCUCAGCAGGGCCAGCAGACUACCCAUCAAGCCUUCCAGAAGACCACCCAAACUCGGCAGUAUAGGGCCCGUGAUAUUGAAGAGGAGGAGGAGGAGGAGAAGGAAGACAAUAACAAUGACACCAACAUUAACAACGAUUAUAACGAAGCUAUAUAUGAGACAGAGAGUGAGGAUAGAGAAAUACCGGAUGCCCUUAGUGCCUCUGAGGAUAGUGAUGACGACUAG
Molecule: messenger RNA, 249 nt
Organism: Penicillium lagena
Lineage: Eukaryota; Fungi; Ascomycota; Eurotiomycetes; Eurotiales; Aspergillaceae
Exons: 1
Coding region: 1-249 (82 amino acids)
Source: RefSeq, a predicted model, not a curated record